AUGAAUAAAUAUAAAGAUACAUUAAAAACAAAAUUUGAGUAUAAAUAUUUAUUUUACUUAGCCUCUUUUGUAUCUAUUAAUUUAGGUAUUUGCAAUGAAUAUAUAAAAAAGAAAAAGUCGGCUUAUAAAAAUGUAUCUCAUAAAAUAUACUUCCAUUUAAGUGAAAAAAAUUUUGAAAUUUUGAAUAAAAAAAGAUAUUUAGAGAGAUUUGAAAAAAUAAAUGAAUAUUUUAAUUUACCAGUGUCAAAAUUGUUAGAUGCAAGUAAUAAUUAUUAUCCAGUAGAUUAUCAUUUACAAUAUAUAAGUAAUAUUUUUGAAAAGAAAAAAGAUGAAUUAAAAAAUAUAGUGGAAAAAGAAAAAAGGAGUAUGUCUAUUGAUGAGCUAAUAAGUGAUAUUAUUAACUAUUUAGAAUCUGAAAUAAAUGGUAACAUAAAUGUGGAUAUCCAUAGGAUUAAUCAGAAUAAUAUAAAUGAUAAUAAUAAUAAUAAUAAUAAUGAUGAUGAUGAUAUUUACUUAUAUAAUAAAUGUAAUGAUGGAGGGAGCUUCUUAAAAAAUUUAAAUCUUAGUUAUUUUAAAGAUUUUUUAGUAGAGAGGAAAAAAAUAAACCUAGAUGCAUCAUCUAAUAAUAUUUCCUUAAAUGUUUUAUUUGAUGAACUGUAUGCAUAUACUUAUAUAUACUUAUUAAUAAAUUAUAAAAGGAAUAAUUUUUUUGACUUUAUAAAAAUGAAAAGAUCAUAUAGACAUUGUAGCGAGCAUGCAGGAAAAGAUAUUGGCCUAGAAGUUUCUAAUUAUAUGGGAUUAAGUAUAAAAGAUAAUAAAUUAACAAUAUUAAAAGGAGAUGAAGAAGAAAAAAAAAAAUACAUUAAUAGUAAUAAUAAUAGUAAUAAUAAUAGUAAUAAUAAUAGUAAUAGUAAUAGUAAUAAUAAUAUUAAUAUUAAUAGUGAUAGUAUUAAUAAUAUGUAUGAUAAUCAAAUAAUGGAUAACACAAAAUAUGUUUUAAAUAUAGAUACAAUAAACGAGAUACAUAAAAGCCUAUCUACAUAUGGAAUUGUUGUUUUAAAAAAUAUAUUACCAAAAGAAACUAUAAAGAGAUUAAAGAAAGAAUUGUUUGUAGAAGAAAAAGAUAUAAAUAUAUCAUCUUUUUUAUUAAAUAAAGAUCAAAAUAUAUUUUGUAUACGUCCUAGUAGAGGUAGACAAUAUUGUAUCUUAAGAAAUAGUAGGAUAAGUGAUUUGUUUGUAAAUUUACAACAAUAUUGGAUGAAUAUUGUAUAUUCUUAUUUAUCACUUGGAACAUAUGAAAAUAUAUUUAAACAAUUUGAUAAGAAGACCAUUUUUAAUUUAAAUAAUAUGAAUAAUUUAGAUAUAACAAAUGAAAAAACUGAUAAAAUAUAUUUAUCUGAAUUACAGUUAUUAAAUAAUGAACCCUUAAGUGAUACACAAACUUAUCAUGUUGAUAAUGGUUAUAAUGGAAUAUCAAUUAUUGUCCCACUUAAUAAAAUAAAUGAACAAUCAGGAAAUUUCGAAUUUUUUACAGGAACACAUUUAUUUUCCUCAUUACAAAAUAAAACUUUAAAACAUAAAAUUAAAACAUUCAAACAAUUUUUAAAAGUUUAUUAUAUAACAAAAGGAUCAUCAUUUAUACCUGAUGUAAAUGAACAAGAUUUAAUCAUAUAUGAUUCUAGAAUCUUACAUAGAGGUUUAUCAAAUAAUUUAUGGAUGAAAAAUUCCUCUUUAAUUUAUCGUUAUGAUUAUAAAAAAUAUCCACCACCAGGACAAAAUUUUAUUGAUAUCUUUUCAUACAACAUAAUUGGAAAGUGCAUAUCAUUUUUUAACUUUUUAGGAAAAUAUAUAUAA
Plasmodium adleri (nom. inval.) is the source of this 1854-nucleotide messenger RNA. Its product is annotated as conserved Plasmodium protein, unknown function. The record is from RefSeq and is a predicted model, not a curated record. NCBI's taxonomy places the organism in Eukaryota, Apicomplexa, Aconoidasida, Haemosporida, Plasmodiidae. The coding region runs from base 1 to 1854 and encodes 617 amino acids. The transcript is spliced from 2 exons.